This is a messenger RNA of Elgaria multicarinata webbii, 4928 nucleotides long. RefSeq names its product MAU2 sister chromatid cohesion factor (gene MAU2). Gene Ontology annotation, molecular function: protein binding; double-stranded DNA binding. The record is from RefSeq and is a predicted model, not a curated record. The transcript is spliced from 19 exons. Gene Ontology annotation, cellular component: chromatin; SMC loading complex. Bases 1 to 2124 code for a protein of 707 amino acids. Gene Ontology annotation, biological process: maintenance of mitotic sister chromatid cohesion; mitotic sister chromatid cohesion. Lineage: Eukaryota; Metazoa; Chordata; Lepidosauria; Squamata; Anguidae.
AUGGCGGCCGUCGGGGCUUCGGGAGGCUCAACCGCGACAACGGGGGCGGCGGCGGCUUCGUCGUCGUCGUCUUCCUCCACGGCGACGCCCACGGCCUCCUCAGCCGCCGCCGCGUCGUCCUCCGCGGCAGCCGCAGCGGCCUCGUCGUCGUCGUCGGCCUCCGCGGCGGCGCCUCAGCCUCCGGCGUCGCAGCCGGCGGGGGGAAGCAGCGGGUCGGCGCAGCAGGCGGGCGGCUCCGGCGGGGCUGAGGCGACGACGGGGGCCGGCGGCAACGGCUCCGCGGGCUCGUCGUCGUCGUCGUCGUCCUCCGGGGGCGGCGGCGGCGCUUCGGGGGCCUCCCCGGGCGCCUCGGAGUCGUGGUACGUGGCGCUGCUGGGCUUGGCCGAGCACUUCCGCACGUCCAGCCCGCCCAAAGUGCGCCUCUGCGUCCACUGCCUGCAGGCCGUGCUGCCCCGCAAGCCCCCGGCCCGCGUCGAGGCCCGCACCCACCUCCAGCUCGGCUCCGUCCUCUACCACCACACGCGCAACGGGGAGCAGGCCCGAGGGCACCUCGAGAAGGCGUGGCUGAUAUCACAGCAAAUUCCGCAGUUUGAGGAUGUCAAAUUUGAAGCUGCCAGCCUCUUGUCUGAGCUCUAUUGUCAAGAGAACUCUGUGGAUACAGCCAAGCCGCUGUUGCGUAAAGCCAUCCAGAUCUCGCAGCAGACUCCAUACUGGCACUGCCGCCUCCUAUUCCAGCUUGCGCAACUCCACACGCUUGAAAAGGAUUUGGUGUCCGCCUGUGACCUUCUGGGGGUUGGAGCCGAAUAUGCCCGUGUGGUGGGGUCGGAAUACACAAGGGCGUUGUUUCUGCUAAGUAAAGGCAUGCUGCUCCUCAUGGAGAGGAAGCUGCAAGAGGUGCACCCGCUGCUCACGCUUUGUGGGCAGAUAGUUGACAAUUGGCAGGGAAACCCCAUCCAGAAGGAGUCGUUGCGGGUGUUCUUCCUGGUGCUACAGGUGACGCAUUACCUGGACGCUGGUCAGGUGAAGAGUGUCAAGCCCUGCCUGAAGCAGCUUCAGCAGUGUAUCCAGACUAUCUCGACCCUCCACGACGACGAGAUCCUGCCCAGCAACCCUGCUGACCUCUUCCAUUGGCUGCCCAAGGAGCACAUGUGUGUGCUGGUGUACCUGGUCACCGUUAUGCACUCCAUGCAGGCCGGAUACUUGGAGAAGGCUCAGAAAUACACCGACAAAGCACUGAUGCAGCUGGAAAAGCUCAAAAUGCUGGAUUGCAGUCCCAUCCUGUCGUCAUUCCAAGUGAUCUUGUUGGAGCACAUCAUCAUGUGUCGUCUGGUCACGGGGCACAAAGCCACAGCCCUGCAGGAGAUCUCGCAGGUUUGCCAGCUCUGUCAGCAGUCUCCUCGGCUCUUUUCGAACCACGCUGCUCAGCUACACACCCUUCUGGGGUUGUAUUGCAUUUCUGUGAACUGCAUGGACAACGCAGAAGCACAGUUCACCACAGCACUCCGGCUCACCACCCAUCAGGAGUUAUGGGCUUUCAUCGUGACAAACCUAGCAAGCGUCUACAUCCGGGAGGGGAACCGGCAUCAAGACCUUUACGGUUUAUUGGAAAGGAUAAACCCAGAUCACAACUUCCCUGUGAGCUCCCAUUGCCUGCGAGCGGCCGCCUUCUACAUCCGAGGACUCUUCUCCUUCUUCCAAGGGCGGUACAACGAAGCCAAGCGUUUUUUGAGAGAGACGCUGAAAAUGUCAAAUGCGGAAGACCUGAAUCGACUCACGGCAUGUUCCCUUGUUCUCCUGGGCCAUAUCUUCUAUGUAUUAGGGAAUCACAGGGAGAGUAACAACAUGGUGGUCCCGGCCAUGCAGCUGGCCAGCAAAAUCCCGGACAUGUCGGUGCAGCUGUGGUCGUCGGCUCUCUUGAGAGACCUGAACAAAGCGUGUGGGAACGCCAUUGACGCUCAUGAAGCCGCGCAAAUGCACCAGAACUUCUCUCAGCAGUUGCUCCAGGACCACAUUGAGGCCUGUAGCCUCCCAGAGCACAACCUUAUCACGUGGACGGACGGGCCCCCACCUGUACAGUUCCAGGCGCAGAACGGACCCACCACCAGCCUGGCCAGCCUGCUGUGAAAGCGUGUGGCACGUGCACUUCGCUCAGAAGGACGCCGGAAACUCUUUUCUUACGCCGAACUCUUUUUAUCGAAAGGACGGGGCUUGCAGGUUCCUCCCCUGGCCUCGCGCGAGUUGCAUGGGGGGCACAUUUCACAGACCCCGCAGGGCAGCACAGCCGUACUUGGCUCCUCCGUAAGGCUUCUGUCCGUGUGCGCGUCGCCGGGGUUGCAGGGGCGCGUGUGCGCAGACACGCGCGGUGUUGUGAGAGACGGCUGUCGCGUGUCCCCCUUCCUGUUUCUCAGAAUUAGGUUUGACGUUAUUCAAACGGACAGAUGCUCCUUCAACUUAGCUGAAUCUUGGUGAUUUUUUAAAGAUGGAAAGAUGAUUGAUAAAAGCAGAGUGGGAUGGGGAGACUGAAGACCCGAUUUACCACCUCGGCCCACUAAAACUGUCCCUGAAAAUGCCACCCCUUCCUUGCAUUUUAACCGGUGCUCUAUUGUCACUUGUAUACCUGGAGCUGCUUGAUUUGUCUUUAAUGGCAUCUGCUCAGAGUUGGUGCAUUAGCCGCUGGCCAGCCCAGACUGCGUCCUCUCACAAAGAUUUGCCGCCUCCUUUGGCCCAGCGGAUGGCGCAAAGAAUGGAAAGCGUAUUUUUUUAAAAAAGAAAGUGCUUGCUUGCUUCUUUUGUGGCGGAACAAGUUUCUAGUCCUUAAAGGCUGCCAAGAGAUGCUGGAAAGUAUGUGAGCAGUGCCUUCCGAGAUCCAAACAAGCGUUCCAGGCGUCGGGGUCAGGACUUCACUCUCUUUCCCCCCACUCCCCCGCCCCGACUAGCAAAAUGUAACAAAUUAUGCAAAAUAGAUUAGUAUGCAAAACAAGCCAUUAUGCAAAUACGUUAGGUUUGCGUAACUUAUUCCCGUUGCAGAACCCAACUUUUCCUGGUGCGGAAUUCAUUCGCCGCUUUCGUUUCCGGGGCCAGGACGCCGCCUGCUUUUAGCGUGGGCCAUCCUGUCACCCGAUGAGCGAUUUCCUCUUAAUCAUAGUUGUUUUUAUUGAGAAAACUUAACCGUCCCAGAAUUACGGCCGGCCGCAUCAAAUCAUGCUCUUCCCUGAGGUGGUUUUAUUCUCCUGCCCCUCUCGAAACCUUCCGCAAUGUCGCAGAUGUCCUGCUAAGCUUCUGGAGGGAGUUGAUGAUGUAUUUAAAAAACCCGGUCCCGUUAGAAAGUUGCUUGGAGUGUGAAGAACCGGGUGAGGCCAGAACCCUUCGCUUACCACAUUUGGUAUUGCUGAAUUUGGGUUGCCCCUUCCUUCCUUGGGAAUAGAUGGCCCCUACUUAGUGCUGAUUCACAAAAGACGGGGGUACCGCCCUCCGAGAAGCCCCCCCCCCCCAAAAUGUUUGCUGGCUCGUUUAGACUCUUUAUCUUCCCUUUCGGGAAGAGAUGAAACACAUGAGUAACUUUGGUUUCCUGUCCUGUCCUGAGCCGCCUGGGAUCCAUCUUGUCCUUGAGUUCUCAUGGGGGUGUGUGUGUGAGGAAGAGAUGUGCCAGUGCGGUGGGACGCCCCGACCCAUUCUACACACCCCUUAGAAUUGAAGCGUGCAUAAUGCAAAGGUGGACGUCUCCUGUAUGCUUAGGCAGAAGGAGUGGGUGUCAUUCUCCGGAUCAACCUUCCCCAAACUCUGGCGUCCUCCAGAUGCGUGGGUCGACAGGCCUGUUGACUGGGGAUGAUGGGAAUGGUAGUCCAAUGCACCUGGAAGCCGCUAGGCUGGGGAAAGGCCAUUCCACAGAGCAAGUGCUUCGGGGAUUCUCCUCAAACCCCCUAAGACCCUCCCUCCAAGGCACUGUUUGGCAUCUUCGAUAAAAGCGAGCGCCACCUCUGGAGCUCAAGAUUGGCACCCCUGUUUCAAAAACGACACCCACCUGCCCACGCUGAAUUAAAAAGUGACGUGAGGGACUAAUGUACAUUUGUUAAAAAAUGUACGGCGAGAGAUAUGUACGGGUUACAUAAAAAAAAAACAGAAACCGAAAGGCUUGGAUCAGAGAUGGGGAAGCAUUUAUCCGGGCCCGGGGCCUGGAUUGGUUGCUGGGGUGGGGUGGGUGCACCCCAAACUGGCCAGGGCCACCCCACUGCCGUCAUGGGAUUGCCCCAUGUGAUUGCCCCGACCCCAUUCCCUGAUUAUGUUUCACUCAUCUUCUUUCCCCUUAAAAAGCCUCCACGGGUGCCUUCGGAGGCUGUCUCGAAGUCUAAAUGCAAAAGGGGAGACCGUUCAGCGACGCCCCCUCUCCCAAAAAUGCCCCCCCCCUUUGUAAUUAGGGUUUUUAAGAGCCUCCUUGUUGCCAGUGGAGGUUUUUUAUAAGCCUCAUUUGCAGCAGGGGACGGAGGAAAUCCCUCAUCACCGAUCUCUGUUGAGAGAUGAGGGCAGGGGCCGGAAGGGUCACCGUCUCUGGCUUAAACGUACCCCGUCUCCUCUGCCCCCACCCCCCACAAUUCCAAAUCGUAUACCUCAACAGCCCUCUGUUGCAACCUCCCCAGGAACCCUCAUUUUGGGCAGGUGAGGUGGGGGUAGGUGAGCGUGUGAUUUUGCACUUGGAAAAAUGCAGAGCCUGCUGGCACGUCCGACCGUUCUUGCUGAACCACGUGUGUGAUUCUCCUCCUCCUCCUCUCUAUGAAACAGUCCUUCUGAUGUACCUUUUAAAAGAAGCGUGCUUUAGGACAUUUGUACAGGUCUGUGUGUGUGUGUGUGUGUGUGUGUGUGUUUUAACCUUUUCGAAAACUGUUUAAUCUUUCCUAGCAAUGAUGUGCACACAUAAAGAAGAUGUACAGGCA